CCGAGAGUGAGAAACAAUCUGGUGGUUUAGGAAGAAAAAGAAGUCAUGCUAGCAUCUAUGAUGCUGAAAAUAAGAAUGGUUCGAGAAUGAAACAAAGUAGAAAAUAUGGCAGUAGUACUUUGUAUUUAAAAUUAACAAUGGAAGCACAAAGAAGUAGUGAAUUCACCUUUCCAAAAAAUGAACCUGGUAUUAAGGAGGAUAAGAGUAAUAAGAGUGGUGUUGAAGAGAGUGGGGAUGAUGAAGGUAAUAAUAAUGAAGGUGGUGAUAGUGGAAAUAAAGCUGAAGAAGAGGAAAAGGGUGAUGAUAAAAUAACAAAAAGAAGAAAAAGAUAA
Messenger RNA from Dentiscutata heterogama, 332 nucleotides. Lineage: Eukaryota; Fungi; Glomeromycota; Glomeromycetes; Diversisporales; Gigasporaceae. The record is from the annotation of a GenBank genome assembly.